Molecule: messenger RNA, 2016 nt
Organism: Pyrus x bretschneideri (Chinese white pear)
Lineage: Eukaryota; Viridiplantae; Streptophyta; Magnoliopsida; Rosales; Rosaceae
Product: nucleolar GTP-binding protein 1-like
Exons: 14
Coding region: 156-1490 (444 amino acids)
Biological process (GO): ribosomal large subunit biogenesis
Cellular component (GO): nucleolus
Molecular function (GO): RNA binding; GTP binding; GTPase activity
Source: RefSeq, a predicted model, not a curated record
UAAAAGAGGACAACGGGUUGGUUUAGCAGCUCUCCAGGUUGGGUGCCAAUAAACAAAAAGAAGUUGAUAAACCUCAGAAACCUCUCUCAUCAGUUGGCCAUUGUUUUUCGUGGAACAAAUACUUGAGAAGGUGGAUUGAUUGAGCAGGGAAAAGGAUGAGCAAGGCUUGCAGUCUCUUCCAAUUGUGGCAGACCCCUAACAGAUUACCACUCACACUCUCCAAAAUUUCAAAAGGUCCGCACUUGAUACCGAGUGCCAGAAAUUCUCCGGUUCUGUGCUUCUGCAAGGAAAUACAAACUAGCACAUACGAAGUUGUCAAGGGAAGCUAUGUACCGUCAGCCGUUGUAAAACCGGAAAGCAGGCCGAAGGAAAAAUCUCCUGAAAAUCUUGAAGAUGUUGGUGCAUUCCAAAAGCUACCCAUGGUGAUGCCAUCUGUUGACAUUCUGUAUUCGGCACUAAGGAAGGCUAAGAGGAUUACACCAACAAAGGGUAUUGCCAAUAUUGCAAAGCGAGAAAGAAAUAGAGGUGCAAAGCAACUUGAUGCAUUGAUGAAAGAACUGGCAAUUCCAUUGAGAACUUAUUCGGAGAAUUUUCCAAAUAAAAAGUGUCUUCACCCUUAUGAACGGUCUCUUAUUGAAUUAACUCUUGGGGAUGGAAAUUAUGAACAGGUGUUGGGAAAGGUGGAUGCUUUGAGGAAGAAGGUUGUGUCUAUUGGAAAGGAACAUGCAUCUCUUUGUGCUAAGUCAACGACGAAGAAGGAAGCAGAGGCAAGACUAACUGAGGGUAUAAAGAAAGUUGAAGAGACAUUUAAUCGUGAAGGAAAACAUGUUGAUGAUUUGUUACACAUAGCCAAGACUCUGCGAGCAAUGCCGGUAGUUGAUCUAGAAGCACCAACACUUUGUCUUGUUGGAGCUCCUAAUGUUGGGAAGUCAUCUUUGGUUCGUAUACUCUCCACUGGGAAGCCUGAGGUCUGCAACUACCCGUUCACAACAAGAGGAAUACUGAUGGGUCAUAUUAUAUCAAACCAUCAAACUUUUCAGGUGACAGACACUCCUGGCCUGCUGAAGAGAUGUGAUGAGGACAGAAAUAAUUUGGAAAAAUUGACACUUGCUGUCCUCUCACAUUUACCGACUGCAAUUCUCUAUGUCCAUGACCUCUCUGGGGAAUGCGGGACCUCACCUUCUGACCAGUUUGUCAUAUACAAAGAAAUAAAGGAGAGGUUUGGUGAGCAUUUGUGGCUUGAUGUUGUGUCCAAAUGUGAUCUGUUGCAAAAGUCUCCUGUGCUAUUUGCCACUGAUAAUGGUUAUGAUUCUGAUCUUAAGCUGGAAAGGUACCGGAAAUUGGGUCCCGAUGGAGCUAUUCAUGUGUCAGUGACGAAUGAAGUAGGGCUCACCGAGUUGAAGAUUAGAGUUCAUGAGAUGCUAGAUUCACAGAUGACGAGGAUCCAAGUUCAAGAAAGCAACCAAGAAAAUCUUGAAGUUGGUACUUGAGAGAAAAUUCUGAAGUUGAAAAUUAUCGGUGGUUGCUUCUCGUGGAGUGACAAUUCGUUUACGAAUGUGAGCCAUCCCCAAGAAGGAGAAGCAAAUUGUCAGUAUUCUGCUUCCGAACAAGCGAAGUCUGAAGACCUGCAGCAUCCAAGGCAAGUGCUUGUAUAUAUACACACACACUGCUGACUUUUCGGAUUGUUUGGUCCACUUGUGAUCGUGAUGAUCUAUUUAGGCAGCCAAGAUGAUUCGGAGAAGCUGAGUUAAAUUCCUUGAACACGUAUGUUAGAAAGGAGUACUGAAACGCUACACAUUUUCUUGGACAGCAACUAAGAACAUGUUAGUACGAAAGCUCGGUUUAUUUAUCAGUUUUGCUAACUUAUCUUUCGUGUACAUGAUAAAUUACAUGUAAGUCUCGCCAGCUUAAUUGUUAACUCCUGUUUUAAUAUUGUCGUACGGAUUAUAUGUAAUUUCCGAAUUGGGUUUUCCUUGCUAAGGAAAUAUAGUUGGACGACGCUUUUGCACUCAAAAA